UAUAACUGGAUUUAGGUAUUUUAUAAACCCUCACAAUUUUUGAGAAAAAUCCAUUUAAUCAAAAACCUUAAACUCAACUUCUUUUUGUGGUGAAAUCAGUCUCAACUGAGCGACCCUGUUUGUUUAGCACUCUUACCUACAUAGAGGCUCCGCCUAUAACGGGUAAACGCCAUCUAUGAGGAAGCUCACACAUAGAGCCAUAUACAAUGUGUUAGUGUGACAUUAAUCAAUUGAAAGUCAGUUUGCUUAAUAAUUAAACGCAAAAAACGAGUAAAAAUUCAAAAUUAUGGCUUACAAUGCAAGAGAAGUGUUCACUUUGCGCGAGAGCCGAGACUUUAAUGAAGAUACUGCUGAAGAAAGCGCUGCUGAACUAAAUGGCGGCAUUUUCCUCUGCUUGUUGAACAAAAAUGGCACUCUGGGCGCUGCUUAUUAUAAUUUCAUGGAUAAAACUCUGAAUGUAUACGAAGAAAUGGUGGAUUUGGCCCCACAAUUUGUUAUAACGGCCACUCUUUGCAGGGAAAUAGCCCCUAAAUACGUGCUCACUUUUGGAUACAUAACGGAAGAAUACGUUAAAAUGUGUGUGGACUGUUUUAGCUCUGAAACCGACACGACGACGUCCAACAUUUCCAGGCUCCCUGAUAACUUCUUCUUGGUGUCAAUGAAGGAGUAUACUUAUGAAGCGUGUAAAACAAUAGUUUCUAAUAUCAAUGUGGCGUCCAACACUUUGGACAACGGAGACCACAAGCAGGAAGUCUACUUUCGAUCGUGCAUCAACUUGAACCAUCGGCUAUCAGUUCAGGCGCUCGGCGCCUUGUACAAAUAUUUGGAGAAACACUGGUCAAUGUUUGGAGUGGAUCCUGCCGACCAGCAUUUUUUGCACAUUCAUCAAGUUACUCUGAAAAAUCAUGUUCUGUUGGACAACCACACAUUCAAGGCCUUGCAAAUUUUCUCGCAAAAAUCGCACGAUGCUGGUUUUAAGCGCGGUCAAGAUUCCAGCAGCCGAGAAGGUUUGAGCGUUUAUAGACUGUUCAUGUCCAGUUGCAAAUCAAGAAUGGGACAAACCGAAUUGAGAAAUCUUCUAUUGUCGCCCAUCAAUGACCGCAGGGAGCUAGAAAAACGGCUCAGUUUCAUAAAGUUUGUGCAGCAGCCGGUCAAUUUGGAUUUCAUUGCUAGUAUUCACGACAAUAUCAAGCAAUUCCAGAAUGUUGUCCAUGUCAGUGCAAUUCUGGGUAAAAUCCUGAACGCGCGAGCCUCUAAUAAGGACUGGAAGAUGUUGCAUAAAAUGAUUUAUCAUACGAUUUUCAUCAACGACAUUAGCAAAGGGUACAGAGGCAAAUCUGAGCUACUGGCCGAACUGGACCAAGCCGUCACUAAUAAUCUACUGGGAUUGGAGGAAUCCAUAAGUAACGCAUUGGAUUUUAAUGCUGGCAACAAAAAGGGGCGGCCAGUAAUCAAGUUUGGACUAGACGAAAAUCUGGAUGCCAAAUUGCUGCACCAGCAGGACGUGUCCAAGCAUGUAACUGCAGCGGCUCGCUUUGCAGCCAACGACUUACCGGAUUUCAUCGACGAAUGUAAAGUGGUCUACUUACCGGAAAUGGGACAUCUGAUGGUGAUCAAGCGAUGGGAACCAGACUGUGAUCCAGAGCAAUUGGAAAGUUUGGGCUAUCAAUUCAUGUUUGCGCUUGGUGGCGUGCUGCAUUACAAGAAUCCUCUAUGUGUAGAAUUGGAUAAAAGAUUGGGCGACAUUAACGCUGAAAUCAUUGAUCACGAAAACCGCAUCCUUAGAAGACUUUCAGCGUUUACUUUGAAGUACAACAAGGAUAUAAGGCAGGCUUUAAAAGCAGUUGCGAUCAUCGACUGCUUAAUUGCAAUGGCAAAAGUGUCCCAACAGAACAACUAUGUGAAGCCAGAAUUAAACGAUCUUCGCAUCCAGGAGAUUGAGGAAUGCCGACAUCCGCUGAUGGAGCAAAUUUUAAACAGCUUUGAGGCCAACGAUUUUAAGUCUGGAGGUUUGCACAGCCACAUGAAGAUCAUCACUGGUGCAAAUGGCAGUGGAAAGAGCAUAUUUCUCAAGCAGAUUUUGCUGGCGGUUUAUUUGGCUCAUGUGGGUUGUUAUAUACCGGCAAAGAAAGCCAAUAUUGGUCUUGUGGAUAGCAUGCAUUGUCUGAUUCAGACUAAAGAAUCGGCUGUUGUUCGACUGUCGUCUUUUAUGAUGGAUGUGACCCAGACUUCGCAAGUUAUCCACUGUGCUUCGCCCAGCUCGCUAAUAAUAAUGGACGAAUUUGGCCGCGGUACUUUAGAGGAUGAUGGUCUGAUACUCUUGGUGUCGUUUUUAAACCAUUUCCUAUCCAAGGGCGAACUGUGUCCACAUAUUCUGGUUUCCACCCAUUUUCAGAGAAUAUCUACUAUGCUGCCCGAGUCCCAGUACCUGGAGUACCUGAAGAUGAACCAUACGGUCGAGAACGGAACUUUUUGCUUCCUGCAUAAAAUGGCUGCAGGAGUAUCGGAUAGUUACGCGUUCGAUAUUGCUUCAGCAAUUUUGAGCCCGGAUAGGAUCGGAAGAGCGAAACAGUACUUUCAAUGGAUACAGCGCAAUGAACGCGGAGAACUGCCUGAAGAGACCUUAAAAAUUCAAAACCAGUAUGUUUUUGAUAAUUUGAAUGUUGAAUUAAUUUCAGAAGAUAGUAACGAUAAUAAUUAAUCCACUUAGUAGUAGGAUGUGCCUUUAAAAGUUGUCUACUUGAGUUGAAGACUGAUUUUUUAAUUUUCUACAUUGAGAAAAAACGUUUCUAUUUAAAUUGAAUUAAAAGAAAAUUAUCUGUA
Molecule: messenger RNA, 2823 nt
Organism: Dendroctonus ponderosae (mountain pine beetle)
Lineage: Eukaryota; Metazoa; Arthropoda; Insecta; Coleoptera; Curculionidae
Product: mutS protein homolog 5-like
Exons: 12
Coding region: 287-2701 (804 amino acids)
Biological process (GO): mismatch repair; chiasma assembly
Cellular component (GO): nucleus
Molecular function (GO): ATP binding; mismatched DNA binding; ATP-dependent DNA damage sensor activity
Source: RefSeq, a predicted model, not a curated record